Messenger RNA from Monopterus albus (swamp eel), 668 nucleotides. It is a transcript of the gene med9, whose product is annotated as mediator complex subunit 9. The transcript is spliced from 2 exons. Lineage: Eukaryota; Metazoa; Chordata; Actinopteri; Synbranchiformes; Synbranchidae. Gene Ontology annotation, molecular function: transcription coregulator activity. Gene Ontology annotation, cellular component: mediator complex. The coding region runs from base 56 to 355 and encodes 99 amino acids. The record is from RefSeq and is a predicted model, not a curated record. Gene Ontology annotation, biological process: regulation of transcription by RNA polymerase II.
UUGGCGUCAUUGUGUGUUAUAUGACGUAAACAACCUGCGCCUGAAAGAGGAAACUAUGAUGGCCGUAGCUCAAGCGAAGCUAGAGAAAGGCGGCGAGGAUUACUCUUUGCUACCUUUAGUUCAUGAUAUUAUUAAAUGCAUGGACAAGGACAGCCAGGAUAUCCAUCAAGAACUGCCCAAACUGAAGACAAAGAUCCAGGAGGCUCGGGAGCAGAUCUCCAACAUGCCUGGGAUAGAUAGUAGUCCGCUGGCUCAGCAGCAGCAGCUGGCCACGCUCCGGGAGCAGGUCCGUACCAAGAACCAGUUGCUACAGAAAUACAAAAGUCUGUGCAUGUUUGACGCUCCGAAAGCAUAAUGACAAUGAAGACAGACCAAAGAAAGACAGAGAGGCAGUCGAGGUCCAGGAGGGACUUGUUGUUUACAUUCUAACCAGUGGAGCAGAGGAACCCGAGAUUCAGAAAUACGGGAUUAAUCUCCAACCGAACAAGGACUAACGUUACGUUUCAUCGCAGUAAAAGAUGUUUUGGAACAUCAUGUUUUGUCGUUUUUGUGUUAGUAUCAUUAAAAACCUGGCUAUGUGGUAUUUUAUUAGGUGUUUAUUUGUGUGUCGCUUUUAUAUCGUGUAACAGGCUAUUGUGUUGCAAUAAAGGGAACUGAUUAAGAACGAA